Molecule: messenger RNA, 294 nt
Organism: Ilex paraguariensis (yerba mate)
Lineage: Eukaryota; Viridiplantae; Streptophyta; Magnoliopsida; Aquifoliales; Aquifoliaceae
Source: the annotation of a GenBank genome assembly
AUGAGCUUUGGGAGCUUGAAGAGUCUGGUGGCGGAAGCGGCCAUUAGAGGAGUGACCGAGGCAAGGGCAAAUAUAUUUGGGCAUGUACUUAAUCCAACAGGGCAGAGAUCUUCGCACAAGAUCCUACGCAAGAAGCUGAUUGGUCAGAAAGUUGCAGAAUGGUACCCUUAUGACAUCAAGAAAGAUGACCCUCUUGUCAUGGCCCGACAAGAACAAGAGAGGCCCGAGUUUAUGUAUUAUCCAACUUGGAUCGUGGGUGAUUUGGUAUGGAGUAUGAUUGCAGAUACACUUUAA